UCUCACUCAAGUAUAUACCAUGUCUGGACGCGGCAAAACUGGCGGUAAGGCGAGAGCCAAGGCUAAGACCCGAUCAUCCCGGGCAGGGCUUCAGUUCCCGGUGGGUCGUGUCCACAGGCUGCUCCGCAAAGGCAACUACGGCGAGCGUAUCGGUGCCGGCGCCCCCGUCUACCUGGCGGCAGUGCUCGAGUAUUUGACUGCUGAGAUCUUGGAGUUGGCCGGCAACGCUGCUCGCGACAAUAAGAAAACUAGGAUCAUCCCCCGCCAUCUGCAGCUGGCCGUCCGUAAUGACGAGGAGCUCAACAAACUCCUUGGCGGAGUGACUAUUGCCCAGGGCGGUGUUUUACCCAACAUCCAGGCUGUUCUUCUGCCCAAGAAGACCGAGAAGGCUGCCAAGAAGUAAAAUUUGUCUGCUAGGAAGACCCCCAAAACGGCUCUUUUAAGAGCCACCCACUUCUAGGUAAUGAGCUUGAUUCCAUUGAAGAGGCUUCGAAAACGUCACUCCAAUUAUUACAUGGCUGUCAUCCUGUGCGCAAUACACUCAACCAAUCUGUCUUGAAAGAGCUAGAGCCAAACCGAGAUUGGUCCCUGUGGUUUAUAUUGGAAGAUCCCGCACCCCAGUGGCAAUACAAAGUAUGGGUCCAUUAUAAAAUAUAUUCAAGUACAUGAAAGCAUUCUGUCUUCACCCAAAUCUGAGUAUAAUCAAAUGCAUAAUUACAAUGUCUUCAAUUUGUGUAUAAAUAUGCAUAGUGUGCACAUAUUGGUUGAUCACGUUUGAUUUUAACAUGAAAUGCUUUGUGUUGUCAUACAAACAAUCUGUACAAAAAAGCAAUACCAAAAUAAAUGUAAUUUGUGCAAAAUGAUUUAUAUUGGAAGAAUGCUAAUGUUUUCAGAAUCAGAAAUUCUUUAUUAAUCUCUGAAGGGAAAUUACAAGUUUGUCCUUUUGAAAACAUUUUAUUAAAGCGCUUUGGCUACA
Molecule: messenger RNA, 976 nt
Organism: Nerophis ophidion (straightnose pipefish)
Lineage: Eukaryota; Metazoa; Chordata; Actinopteri; Syngnathiformes; Syngnathidae
Product: histone H2A
Exons: 1
Coding region: 20-403 (127 amino acids)
Cellular component (GO): nucleosome
Molecular function (GO): DNA binding; structural constituent of chromatin; protein heterodimerization activity
Source: RefSeq, a predicted model, not a curated record